GGAAUUCUUGUUAUGACAGCUUAGAGUUAAAUUCAUUGGCUGCACCGCUGGAGCUGCACAGCGAGAACGCAGCCCCCUGCAGAACUCAUUGGAACAUUCCCAGUCAUGCACGGACAACCGGCUAGCGCGCAACCAAACACACACACACACACACACACACACACACACACACACACACACACACACACACACACACACACACACACACACACACACACACACACACUGCGUGACCAACUGUGACCAUGUAUCAAGAGCUUUCGUGACUACUUUCAGUCCUACUUGUUGAUUCGCUUCAGCGCGAGAAGGGCAGCUCCGGGGGACAGUGGAGGGGGUUUGGGAGUGUGUGUAGUGAAACAUGCUCCUGGCUCGUCAGUGCGCCUGCAGCAUCCUGUUAGCAGAAUGACGGACCCGGACCUUCGAGAAGUUUGAGCGCGUCUACUCCCAGGAUGUUACGGGAUAUGCGUUGAAUCAUCGGAAUAUACAGGGCAAGUUCAAACCAAAGCAUAAGCGAGAACCAUGGAUGUGGUCCUCCUUGGGCCGAUGCCGCUGUGACCCAAAGAGACCACCCUAUCUUAACUCAAGUGCUCCGAUUUGCCCCCGUCCUGAGAGGAGAAGAUGAGUGACGCGGGUCCGCGGGGGGAAGCCUCCGACACCGCGUCGCUGCCGCCGGCCGCCGUGUCCGACAUCGUCCGCAGCAAGACCCUCUUCCGCCGGGUCCGGCUGAACGUGGGGGGUCUCCUCCACGAGGUGCUGUGGCGGACCCUGGACCGGCUGCCCCGCACGCGGCUGGGCAAGCUGCGGGACUGCGACGGCCACGACGCGGUGCUGGAGGUGUGCGACGACUACAGCCUGGGCGACAACGAGUACUUCUUCGACCGCCACCCGGGCGCCUUCACCUCCAUCCUCAACUUCUACCGCACGGGCAAGCUCCACAUGAUGGAGGAGAUGUGCGCGCUGUCCUUCAGCCAGGAGCUGGACUACUGGGGCGUCGACGAGAUCUACCUGGAGUCCUGCUGCCAGGCGCGCUACCACCAGAAGAAGGAGCAGAUGAACGAGGAGCUGAAGCGCGAGGCGGAGACCAUGAGGGAGCGCGAGGGCGAGGACUUUGACACCACCUGCUGCUCAGAGAAGAGGAGGAAGCUCUGGGACCUGCUGGAGAAGCCCAGCUCGUCGUUCGCAGCAAAGAUCCUGGCCAUCAUCUCCAUCCUCUUCAUCAUCCUAUCCACCAUCGCCUUGUCUCUGAACACCCUCCCGGAGCUCCAGGACACCGAUGAGUUUGGCCAGGUCAUCGACAACCCCCAGCUGGCCCACGUGGAGGCGGCGUGCAUCGCCUGGUUCACCAUGGAGUACCUGCUCCGCUUCCUCUCCUCGCCCAGCAAGUGGAAGUUCUUCAAGGGCCCGCUGAACGUCAUCGACCUGCUGGCCAUCCUGCCCUACUACGUCACCCUCUUCCUCACCGAGUCCAACAAGAGCGUGCUGCAGUUCCAGAAUGUCCGGCGGGUGGUGCAGAUCUUCCGCAUCAUGCGGAUCCUGCGCAUCCUGAAGCUGGCCCGGCACUCCACUGGCCUGCAGUCUCUGGGCUUCACCCUGAGGAGGAGCUACAACGAGCUGGGUCUGCUCAUCCUCUUCCUGGCCAUGGGCAUCAUGAUCUUCUCCAGUCUCGUCUUCUUCGCCGAGAAGGAUGAGGACGACACCAAGUUCAAAAGCAUUCCGGCGUCUUUCUGGUGGGCCACCAUCACUAUGACCACCGUGGGUUACGGAGACAUCUACCCCAAAACCCUCCUGGGGAAGAUAGUGGGGGGUCUGUGUUGUAUAGCAGGAGUACUGGUGAUAGCCCUGCCCAUUCCUAUCAUUGUAAAUAACUUCUCAGAGUUUUAUAAGGAACAGAAGAGGCAAGAGAAGGCCAUCAAAAGGAGAGAGGCCUUGGAGAGAGCCAAGAGAAAUGGCAGCAUUGUCUCUAUGAACAUAAAAGAGGCUCUAGCCCAGAGCAUGGAACUCAUGGAUGUAACGGUGGAGGACACAGGCAAGAAGAUCCAGGAGAACCACGUAUCUCUGAGCCACCAGAAAGAGACAUCCAAGCCAACCCUCUCGGACGCCAGCCUGGCCAGGACCCUGGAGACAAGCUUCCAGGAGAAAGCCAGGCCCUCCAGCCCACAGCGUCUAGAUGCCCAGAAUCUGGAGGAGAUGUACAACAGCAUGGCCAAGGGCCAGCGCCGGCCGGGCCCGGACGGCAACGACAAAGGGCUGUUGUCUAGGGUCCCGCACCAGAGGACUGAGAUGGAGAUGGGCAGCAUCCCCGCCGCAGCCAGGGGCCGACCAGCGGACCCCGUGAUGGACAUGAAGAGCAUGUCCAGCGUGGACAGCUUCAUCACCUGCGCCACCGACUUCCCGGAGAGCUGCCGCUUCUCCCAGAGCCCCGUCGGACGGGUCAGCGCUCACCCCGGCCUGGAGACCACCGUGGAGAACGAACUCGGGGUGUCCCACGGCGCGGCGGUGCGGCGACACGCGCCGGCCGCCGAGCGCGGCGCCCUCUCCGCCACGGGCCGCUCUCUCGGGGCCAAGCACAAAGGCCGGGCGGCGGGCGCUUCGGCGUCCCCCUCGGCGGGGCGGGGCGGGGAGGGCGGGGGGGCUCUGUCGGACGGCUCCUCGGCGCGGAGCCCGGAGGUGUCCGUCUACACCAGCGCCGGCAGCCGCACGCCCAGCAAGAGCCCCGAGAACCUGCCGAGGCUGGCGCCGCCACCGCCGUCCGCCGGCAUCUUCACGUUCCACGACGCCUCCAUCAACCUGUUCAUCGACGCCGACACCGACGACGAGGACCACCACCACCACCGCCACACCGGCGGCGCCGGCGCCGGCGGCGGUGCGGGAGCCGGAGCCGGAGCCCCCCAUAGACUGAGCCCUAGGUCCGGCUUUCAGUCCAGCUGCCAGUGGAGGGGGGGCCACCAGGAGGGCCCUCAGAGGAGGCUGCUGGGCCAACGUAUGGCCCACGUGGAGGGGCUCCCGGGGGGGGGCCGGGAGAGGCACGUGGCGGGGGAGCCGGAGCCACUUCCGGGGGAGAGGAGGAUCUCCAACGCCUCCAAAGACAACUGAGGCAGGAGAGGACGGGGACGUGGGAGAAGCGCCAACAGUCUAAAUAAAGCACAAUGGGAAAUAGGACAGAGGAAUUACAACACCCGCUCAGACGUUUGGACUCACGAGGAAGAUGUGUGUUUGGGUUGUUUGUGGCUCUGCGCACAAACCUCAGACGAAGUCUACUGUAUGUACUGUACAGACCAUACACGGAAGACUAUAUUAGAAUACCCUGCACAACACAAUAAAGGAAUGAACAAUUACCGUUUUUUUUUUUCAAACUGCUGGGAGUUUCUCUAGGAUGUGUUUGGAUCCCUGGAGAACAACAACAGGGUUGAAACCUAAAAGUGCAGACUCGGGGAAGAUAUUGUCUCCAGACAUAACAAUAUUUUUAUGUAAAUUUCCGCUUACACCAUGCCGUAGCUACGACAACUGGCAUGUGUUGAUAUACUAUACAUUAUCUAUAGUUUUCCUUCUAAUACUUCCUCAAAACUGGCCUUAGGAUAUUUAUUCACUUUCAUGUUUAAUUAAUUUAAUUGUAUUUGUUUGCGUUUGUGCAUGUGUGUGUGUGUGUGUGUGUGUGUGUGUGAGUGCGUGCAUGUGUGUACGUUUGUGUGUGUGCAUGCGUGCGAGUGUGUGUGUGUGUGUGUGUGUGUGUGUGUGUGUGUGUGUACAAACAAUGGACCAUACCCAAAGUUCAGGCUUGUAUUCAUAGCUAUGGCAUUGCUCUCUCCGCCCUCUAAAUCCAUAGGCAUACUCUUUCCUCAUGUUGAACUCCAAAUGGAUACUAAUAUACGCUUAGAAAGAAAUUACACUGUGAGCAUGUUUCCAUGUGGUGUGUUCCCGUUCUGUGCACUUACAUCAGAGGAAACUAGAAUAUGAGUAUGUCGGAUAAUGUACACAUAAAGCUAUUUGUUUUGAAUAAUU
This is a messenger RNA of Gadus macrocephalus (Pacific cod), 3999 nucleotides long. Its product is annotated as potassium voltage-gated channel subfamily B member 1-like. The record is from RefSeq and is a predicted model, not a curated record. Gene Ontology annotation, cellular component: voltage-gated potassium channel complex; membrane. The transcript is spliced from 3 exons. The coding region runs from base 619 to 3093 and encodes 824 amino acids. Gene Ontology annotation, molecular function: delayed rectifier potassium channel activity; protein binding. Lineage: Eukaryota; Metazoa; Chordata; Actinopteri; Gadiformes; Gadidae. Gene Ontology annotation, biological process: potassium ion transmembrane transport; protein homooligomerization.